AUGACAGUCCGCGAGUCUGGACAAUUGUUUACAGACACGCACGACAGUCCGCGGGUCUGGACAAUUGGUUACAGACCUGCACGACAGUCUGCGGGUGUGGCGGCCGAUAGCGGCGCCACGUUUGUGACCGCUCUGUACGAUAUUGGGCGCGGUAACUGGACGGGAUGGACCCGAGGGUUCGAGACAUACCUUCACCACUUUUCUGUGCUGUUAAAAUCAAACCUGACACUGUAUAUCUUCUGCGAAGUCAAAGUUGCUCACUUUGUCCGACGAGUUCGAACACGUGCCCAACAAACAUUCGUACACGUGCUUCCGUUUGAGGACCUCGAGUUCCAGGUUUACAGACAGCCUAUCAAACAGGUGAUACAGACAGACGAGUUCCGGAAGGACAAUGGCAUGUUACACCAUCCGGAAUGUUUCUCUCCUGACUAUAUUAUAUUAGUGAACAAUAAAAUAUCGUUUUUGAACACAGCCAGGGCAUGGAAUCCGUUCCGAACAACCCAUUUUUACUGGAUAGACGCCGGAUAUGGACAUGGGUUGGAAGUAUUUCCGGCAAAUAAAGCAACAGCAUGGAAACCGGAAAAAUUACUAAGAAUGACCCGUACAAUAACCUAUAUACAACUCGCCAAUCUUACAUCAUAUCACAACAAAACUGAUCUGCAUAAGGUCAGACAAGGCCCUGCUCUCAGUGGCGGAUUCUUUGGUGGGGACUGGUCAGCUGUCAGAGAAUACUAUCAUCUGUACCGGAAGGUGUUUCGCGCAUGUCUGGUGGAGAACAUUGUCGAUGACGAUCAAAAUAUGGCGUUGUACACGUACUUUGAAUAUCCCGCAUUAUUUAAAUUCGAACAAGGAAGCUGGUUUGAUGCUGUCGCACUUUUUUCCUGA
Molecule: messenger RNA, 885 nt
Organism: Mizuhopecten yessoensis (Yesso scallop)
Lineage: Eukaryota; Metazoa; Mollusca; Bivalvia; Pectinida; Pectinidae
Product: protein HtrL-like
Exons: 2
Coding region: 1-885 (294 amino acids)
Source: RefSeq, a predicted model, not a curated record